GAGAAUUAUCCUCUGGAUGUUUGGCUUGCGAACUUUGUUAUGGACAAUCCAUUCCCCAAAGGCAAGGUAUUUAAAGCCUGUGUUGAGGCUUGCAUGAGGGAGCUCUACAGCGCUAUAGCGAUCGUUAUCGCUUCUCCAACUCGAUAUGCGGUUGACAAAGACCAUUGUUUGCCUUACACUGGCCAUUGCGCCAGUUCUUGCUAACCCUAUGGCUAUGCGAAAGAACAAGGAGUACUCCUGUAAAACUCACAAAGGAAACUACAAAAUCGACGAAGACAAAGCCAAGAACAAUGUCCAUCAUGCCCCCUUGCACCCUGGGCGUACUGGAUACCCUCACAGGCUUCACCAUUACUCUACUCAUGGCGACGAGCACCAUGAGCAAGAUUAUUACCAUGGCCUUGAGUUCGACAACAAGAAAUGCAACAAAAAUGGUGCCCGCUUGCUCGCGUUCCCCCUCUUCGAAGACGGCCAUCUAUACCCCUAUGAUAAGGAGCCUAAGGCUGACCCAGGUUUAGUACGUGCCGUCUAUACCGCACCAGGCAAAGACUUCUGCGGUAUCCUCCAUGAAGGUGGGGAACGUGGUCUUUACGAGUUCUGUGUUUGAGAAUCUAGAAGGUCAUGCAGGACAGUAAAAAUGGAUUAAUGGGUGUAAAGUAGCAGCAACGCCAACUGAAUGACCCAAGAGUCAAUCUCGCUGCUCGUUUUGAUCAGUUCUAUUUUACAAUAGAUAAAAGUCGGUAGGGUAUCAGAGUAAAGAUAGCAGAUUUCUGAGAUUUGCUAACCGAACAAACUACGGUGCAACUAAAAGAGUACUCUCGACACCGGGGAUUACGUUGCUUCACAAUACCCACCUUCGGUACUUGAUUCCCAGCAAGCUCAAGUACUAGUUUCGUCUUUGCGACGCGGCCCCCUCGUACUCCAACUUCCCAAGGAAAA
This is a messenger RNA of Pisolithus orientalis, 936 nucleotides long. RefSeq names its product major allergen Asp F1. Lineage: Eukaryota; Fungi; Basidiomycota; Agaricomycetes; Boletales; Pisolithaceae. Bases 146 to 604 code for a protein of 152 amino acids. The transcript is spliced from 3 exons. The record is from RefSeq and is a predicted model, not a curated record. Gene Ontology annotation, molecular function: RNA binding; RNA nuclease activity.